UGCUCUGAGUCAGGCUGCUAGACAAGGAACAAAACCUCUUCUGCUUCUCACCGUUCCUCUUCCUGACUUGGCUUGGCGCUGCUAAGCAUUUACAUAGCUUGAGCCUGGCAGGAGACAUGUCAAAUUAGAAACAGCUUAACAAAAUAAUGCUGUAAGCAACAAACAGCAGACCACCUGAUGGGGGCUCCUUUCCUUUGGAGAGUGGUAGCUGCCUAUUCAGAGAGCAGAGGCGUCUGGAAAAGGCUCCCAUUAUGAACAAGUAGUCCACAGGUGUGUCAGGUUGCUUUCCUCUCGGGGACAGGAGCGUGACCUGUGGUGUGCCCUUCCCUGGCCAGCUAUACAUAGCCAGCAAAGCUUCUUACCAGAGAAACCUCCUUCUGUACCCGCCACCAGUCCCACCCACAGACUAGAGGGCUCUCGCUGUAAAUCCUCUGGAAGCUACUGAACCUGGCAAGGAAACCAGCCAGCUGGCCCCCAGACCUGACUGGGUCCCCACCACUGCCUUCCAGCCUUCCUUUUCUUGUGCUGGGAGCGUACCCUGUGUUCAGUCAUGGUCGACAUGGGGGGCCUGGACAACCUGAUCGCCAACACGGCCUACCUGCAAGCCCGGAAGUCCUCAGACGGAGACAGCAGGGAGCUGCAGCGGCGGCGCCGGAGUCUGGCGCUGCCCGGGCCGCAGAGCUGCACCCAGCUCCGCCAGUCCCUGCCUCAGGACUUCAACAGCCUGUGUGAGCAGCAACCCAUUGGCCGUCGCCUCUUUCGGGACUUUCUAGCCACUGUGCCCCGGUACCAAGAGGCCGUGGCCUUCCUGGAGGAGGUGCAGAGCUGGGAGCUGGCUGAAGAGGGCCCUGUCAAGGGCAGCAUGCUACAGGGGCUGCUGGCCACUUGUGGGGCUGCCCCUGCUCCAGGGCACCCACACCCCUUCCUCAGUCCAGCACUGGCUACCAAAUGCCAAGCAGCCUCCACUGAGGAAGAACAGAUAGCCCUGGUAGCACAGGCCAAGGCUGAGGUCAUGGCCUUCUUGCAGGACCAGCCCUUCCAGGAUUUCCUGGCCAGCCCUUUCUAUGACAAGUUUCUGCAGUGGAAAGUCUUUGAGAUGCAGCCGGUGUCAGAAAAGUAUUUCGAGGAGUUCCGAGUCCUGGGGAAAGGUGGAUUUGGGGAGGUAUGUGCUGUCCAGGUGAAAAACACUGGUAAGAUGUAUGCUUGCAAGAAACUGGACAAGAAGAGGCUAAAGAAGAAAAGUGGUGAGAAAAUGGCUCUUUUAGAAAAGGAAAUCUUGGAAAAAGUCAGCAGUCCUUUCAUCGUCUCUCUAGCCUAUGCCUUUGAGAGCAAGUCCCAUCUCUGCCUGGUCAUGAGCCUGAUGAACGGGGGGGACCUCAAGUUCCACAUCUACAAUGUUGGCACACGGGGCCUGGCGAUGAGCAGGGUGGUCUUCUACUCGGCCCAGAUGACCUGUGGAAUCCUGCACCUCCACUCCCUCGGCAUUGUCUACAGGGACAUGAAGCCAGAGAAUGUGCUUCUGGACGACCUUGGCAACUGCAGGCUGUCUGACCUGGGGCUGGCUGUGCAGAUCCAGGAUGGCAAGCCUGUCACACAGAGGGCUGGAACCAAUGGUUAUAUGGCUCCUGAAAUCCUAAUGGAAAAAGUGAGUUAUUCCUAUCCUGUGGACUGGUUUGCAAUGGGAUGCAGUAUUUAUGAAAUGGUUGCUGGACGAACACCAUUCAAAGAUUACAAGGAAAAAGUCAGUAAAGAGGAUUUAAAGCAAAGAACCCUGAAAGAAGAGGUCAGAUUCCAACACGAUAACUUCACAGAGGAAGCAAAAGAUAUUUGCAGACUCUUCUUGGCUAAGAAACCAGAGCAACGUUUAGGAAGCAGAGAAAUGUCUGAUGAUCCCAGGCAACACCCUUUCUUCAAAACCAUCAAUUUUGCUCGCCUGGAAGCUGGCCUAGUUGAGCCCCCAUUUGUGCCAGACCCUUCAGUGGUUUAUGCCAAAGACAUCGAUGAAAUUGAAGAUUUCUCUGAGGUUCGGGGAAUCGAAUUUGAUGAUAAAGAUAAGAAGUUCUUCCAAAGAUUUGCAACAGGUGCUGUCCCUAUAGCAUGGCAGGAAGAGAUUAUAGAAACAGGACUGUUUGAAGAAUUGAAUAACCCCAACAGGCCUACAGAUUGUGGGGAUGGUAAUUCAUCCAAGUCUGGUGUGUGUUUGUUAUUGUAAGUUGUUCUCUCCACCAGAUGGGCAGCAGGAAUCUCAGCUGACAUAAUCCCCCCAAAUGUUCCUAACACAUGAAAAUCUGUUGAUGAGGACUGAUCAGUCAGGAGGGGCAUUUCAACCACAGAACAGUUCAAAGGACAGGUGAGCUCACUGCUAGGACACAUUUUUCUCCCCUCUUCUCCCCCUCCCUUCCCGCCUUUUCCCUGCUCUCCCCUCUCUCCUUCCCUUCCUUUUCUCUCCUAUCUUCUCCUCUCCUUUCCUUCUCUCCUUUCUUCUUUUUCUCUCUCUCUCUCUCUUUCCCCCCUACUUCUUUCUUCUUUCUCUCUUUUUUCAUAAAGAUGAGUAAAGUCUCAGUUUUCAUGAGGCCUGGGAAAAGGAACACUCAGGUUUAUUUUGAUAAACUAAAAGCAUGAGCCCUCCACCAUCAUGUCCCUGAAAAUUACACAAAGUCCUAGGAAUAGAGAAUGGAACGUUGUGGUAUACACAGAAAAUGACCAUUUGCAAUUCUUGGUAAAUAACCAUUGUAGUUUUUCUUUGUUUAUAUCCUUUUUCCCUUCAUCUUUCAGUAUUUCUUCUGCUUCUGUACUUAUAAAGGAUUUGGAAGCUGGAAAUAAA
Messenger RNA from Lutra lutra (Eurasian river otter), 2824 nucleotides. It is a transcript of the gene GRK7, whose product is annotated as G protein-coupled receptor kinase 7. Gene Ontology annotation, cellular component: cytoplasm. Bases 551 to 2212 code for a protein of 553 amino acids. NCBI's taxonomy places the organism in Eukaryota, Metazoa, Chordata, Mammalia, Carnivora, Mustelidae. Gene Ontology annotation, biological process: regulation of signal transduction; protein phosphorylation; signal transduction. The record is from RefSeq and is a predicted model, not a curated record. The transcript has 4 exons. Gene Ontology annotation, molecular function: ATP binding; rhodopsin kinase activity.